Leptopilina heterotoma is the source of this 640-nucleotide messenger RNA. RefSeq lists its product as uncharacterized. The coding region runs from base 52 to 480 and encodes 142 amino acids. The transcript is spliced from 3 exons. The record is from RefSeq and is a predicted model, not a curated record. NCBI's taxonomy places the organism in Eukaryota, Metazoa, Arthropoda, Insecta, Hymenoptera, Figitidae. Gene Ontology annotation, molecular function: cysteine-type endopeptidase inhibitor activity.
UUUUCAAGAUUGUCAUUGUGAAUCUUUGUGUGAAGAAAAAACUAUAAGAAAAUGUUCUCGUUUAACCAUCUUCAGGUUUCAACCUGUACUUUUCUAGUGCUUUUAAUUAUUGGUAUGUCUUCGGCACUCUCGUUAAGAAAAGAACAGACGAAGAGAAGCGUUACAGGACCUGCUAUAUUAAGCGAAACUGAAUUUAAAGUAAAUCAUCCUUACAUUGAACAGUUCGCACAUCGUGGUCUUGCAAAAUACGCAAUGGACAAGUCCUAUAAACCAAUUAUUGUAAAAAUUAAUAGUGCUAGGGUACAACAUGUGGCAGGAUUGCUCUUCAAAAUAAAUGUUACAUUUGGAGAAACCAAUUGCGCCAAGGGACAGGAAACUAAUUGCGAACUGAAAGAAAAUGGCAAAUCUGAAACCUGCAUCGUCGAAGCAUUGUCCCAAACUUGGAUAGAUCAGGCGAAAAUUACUGUUAUUUGUCCAUAGAUAGAUUUGAGUUCACUUUAAUCAUCAUCGAGAAGCUGUGUUCAGAAAAAAUUUUCUACGUUUGAAACAAAUUAAUUAUUAUAUUCUACUAUCAUUAUACUAAUAUUUUAUUAUAUUAAACAAAAAUUUUAAAUAAAAUUACUUGACGUUUUCAAAAAUA